UGGAGUUUCCGUUCAUUUGCCCUUACUGUGAGUCAAACCACCGAGCGCCACUUUGCGGAGGCAUGCGCUGAUCAUUUUUUGGAAGUUGCCAAAUAUUGGAAUGUGGAGAAUAAGUUAACAACACUUGGGACUGACAGUGCUCGGAACAUGACAGCAGCUGCGAGACUACUACCAUUUGAACACCUGCCCUGUACAGCCCACUGCGUUCAAAGAACUGUAACUGUUUCUCUUCACGACUGUGGAUUAGAUGGUAUUUUGGCCAAAUGUCGCAAAAUUGUGGGGCACUUUAAGCACAGUCCAUCAAAUGCUCAGGAAUUAGGAGAACAGCAAGUUGCACUUGGACAGAAGCAAGAACCGCUUGUACAGGACGUCCCAACCAGGUGGAAUUCUACCUUAGAGAUGGUCAGGCGGAUCCUGCGAAACAGAUUGCCACUGUCCACUACUCUGUCUCAGCAGAACAGCAAAAUUGCCAUGUUGACAUCACAGGAGCUUGCUAAACUGGAAAAGGUUGAAGAACUACUUGAACCUUGCAGAAAUGUGACUGAACUCCUAGGGGGCGAGCAGUACAUUUCUUGUUCAGUGGUGUUACCAGCAUUUUGCCACUUGUUCCGGGUUAUGGAGCCAUCAGAUGAUGAUCCAGUCUAUGUGGUGAGGUUCAAGAAGGUGUUUACCACAGACCUAGCUAAAAGGAAGGAAAGCACCAACCUCAAAUGGCUGAAGAUCGCUACUGCUCUCGACCCCAGGUUUAAAGAUUUGAAGUGUCUUCCUAAAGACGAAAGGCAUGAGGUGUGGACCUCAAUAAGCAGCCUGGUAAAGGAGGAGAGGCUGGCACAACAACCGUCAACAGAGACAACAGGAAAACAGCCAACAAAAAAGACAAGGAUGUCUGAGUUCUUGCUUUGUUCAUCUGAUUCAGAUUCAGAUGAUGAAGAUUCUAUAGACAAAUGUCUGAAACGCUACAAAUCAGAGCCCAAAAUCAACAUGGACCAGUGUCCACUGCAGUGGUGGUCAUCAAGAGAAGGAGCACAUGUUCUAAUGGCACGCAUAGCACGCAAAUACCUGUCCACACCUGCAACCACAGUGCCCUGUGAGAGGUUGUUCUCACUCUCAGGCCACAUUGUCCAAAAGAAGAGAGCUUCCUUGUCUCCUGAUAAUGUAAACAAACUGGUCUGUCUUAGUUGCUGGCUCAAUGCAAAAGAGUAGGCAAAAUGUUUUGGCAAAAUAUGUAACAUUCUCCUUGUGUUAUUCGUUCUGCAAAGGCUGUUUGGUGC
This is a messenger RNA of Pimephales promelas (fathead minnow), 1271 nucleotides long. RefSeq names its product E3 SUMO-protein ligase ZBED1-like. The record is from RefSeq and is a predicted model, not a curated record. Gene Ontology annotation, molecular function: DNA binding; protein dimerization activity. NCBI's taxonomy places the organism in Eukaryota, Metazoa, Chordata, Actinopteri, Cypriniformes, Leuciscidae.